Messenger RNA from Nematolebias whitei (Rio pearlfish), 2750 nucleotides. RefSeq names its product signal transducer and activator of transcription 3 (acute-phase response factor) (gene stat3). The transcript has 24 exons. Gene Ontology annotation, molecular function: RNA polymerase II cis-regulatory region sequence-specific DNA binding; DNA-binding transcription factor activity, RNA polymerase II-specific. Bases 244 to 2604 code for a protein of 786 amino acids. Gene Ontology annotation, biological process: growth hormone receptor signaling pathway via JAK-STAT; defense response; response to peptide hormone. The record is from RefSeq and is a predicted model, not a curated record. NCBI's taxonomy places the organism in Eukaryota, Metazoa, Chordata, Actinopteri, Cyprinodontiformes, Rivulidae.
GCUGAUGGGUUGGGCGUCUUGCUCUGUCUCAGAGAAGUGUUUCCCGUGCUAGAAAGAAAAGAGCGACAGUUACAAUCUGUUUAAAGUGUUUUUUUCUCUAAAGUGUUUUGUUCUCGUUUAUGGGUGCUCGAUUUUCAGUAAACUCGGCACUGGCUGGUGUUGCCAGUGUAUUUUAGUUUAAAGUUAUCGGCUUUUGUCGGCGAAACUUUCGAAAGUAGUGACAACGACUCGGUGCGUGUCAGGAUGGCCCAGUGGAACCAGUUACAGCAGCUGGAAACCAGGUAUCUGGAGCAACUCUACCACCUGUACAGCGACAGCUUUCCUAUGGAGCUACGGCAGUUCCUGGCCCCAUGGAUUGAGAGUCAGGACUGGGCCUAUGCUGCCAACAAGGAGUCGCACGCUACACUGGUGUUCCACAACCUUUUGGGAGAAAUAGACCAGCAGUACAGCCGCUUCCUCCAGGAGAACAAUGUGCUCUACCAGCAUAACCUGCGCAGGAUCAAACAGCAUCUGCAGAGCAAAUAUCUGGAGAAGCCGAUGGAAAUCGCUCGAAUUGUUGCCCGUUGUCUGUGGGAAGAACAGAGGCUCCUGCAGAACGCCACCACUGCAUCACAGAAUGGUCAGGCAGCCCAUCCCACUGGAACUGUUGUGACAGAGAAACAGCAAAUGUUGGAGCACAACCUUCAAGACAUCAGGAAGCGGGUUCAGGAUAUGGAACAGAAGAUGAAGAUGCUCGAAAACUUGCAAGAUGAUUUUGACUUUAAUUACAAAACCCUGAAAAGCCAAGGAGAGUUGUCCCAGGAUCUGAACGGAAACAGCCAGGCAGCUGCCACAAGGCAGAAGAUGUCUCAGCUGGAGCAAAUGCUGAGCGCGCUGGACCAGCUCCGGAGGCAAAUUGUGACCGAGAUGGGGGGCCUGCUGACUGCCAUGGAUUACGUACAGAAGAAUCUAACCGAUGAAGAGCUGGCAGACUGGAAGAGAAGACAACAAAUUGCCUGCAUCGGAGGUCCACCAAACAUCUGCCUCGAUCGCCUCGAAACAUGGAUCACGUCCUUGGCCGAGUCCCAGCUCCAGAUACGUCAACAGAUCAAGAAGCUGGAGGAGCUUCAGCAGAAGGUGUCCUACAAAGGAGACCCCAUCAUUCAGCAUCGGCCCGCCCUGGAGGAAAAGAUCGUGGACUUGUUCAGAAACCUGAUGAAGAGUGCCUUUGUGGUUGAACGGCAGCCGUGCAUGCCCAUGCAUCCAGACCGACCUCUGGUCAUAAAAACAGGAGUGCAGUUCACAACUAAAGUCAGGUUACUGGUAAAGUUUCCUGAACUCAAUUAUCAGCUGAAAAUUAAAGUCUGCAUCGACAAAGAAACGGGGGAUGUAGCUGCAAUUCGAGGAUCACGAAAGUUCAACAUCCUUGGUACUAACACAAAAGUCAUGAACAUGGAGGAGUCUAACAACGGGAGCCUUUCUGCAGAGUUCAAACACUUGACCUUACGAGAACAAAGAUGUGGCAAUGGUGGCCGGACUAACAGUGAUGCCUCUCUGAUUGUAACAGAGGAGCUCCACCUCAUCACCUUUGAGACAGAAGUCUAUCACCAAGGCCUGAAGAUAGAUCUGGAGACUCAUUCGCUGCCUGUGGUAGUCAUUUCAAACAUCUGCCAGAUGCCCAACGCCUGGGCUUCCAUCCUGUGGUACAACAUGCUCACCAAUCACCCAAAGAACGUGAACUUCUUCACCAAGCCUCCAGUGGGGACUUGGGACCAAGUGGCCGAAGUGUUGAGCUGGCAGUUCUCCUCAACCACAAAGAGAGGCCUGACCAUCGAGCAGCUCACCACUUUGGCUGAGAAACUACUUGGGCCAUGUGUCAACUACUCUGGAUGCCAAAUAACAUGGGCCAAGUUCUGUAAGGAAAACAUGGCUGGCAAAGGCUUCUCCUUCUGGGUGUGGCUGGACAACAUCAUCGACCUGGUGAAGAAGUAUAUCCUUGCACUGUGGAAUGAAGGGUACAUCAUGGGUUUUAUCAGCAAGGAGAGGGAGAGAGCCAUUCUGAGUCCAAAACCUCCUGGCACUUUCCUGCUGCGCUUCAGCGAGAGCAGCAAGGAGGGGGGCAUUACGUUCACAUGGGUAGAAAAGGACAUCGGAGGAAAGACUCAGAUCCAGUCGGUGGAGCCGUACACCAAGCAGCAGCUCAGCAACAUGUCUUUCGCUGACAUCAUCAUGGGCUACAAGAUCAUGGACGCCACCAACAUUCUGGUUUCACCUCUUGUUUAUCUGUAUCCCGAUAUUCCCAAAGAGGAUGCUUUUGGUAAAUACUGCAGGCCAGACGCAGCUCAUGAACCUGAGCCGAGCGACUCGAUGAGCAUUACUCAGCCAUAUUUGAAGACAAAGUUCAUCUGUGUUACCCCGUGUCCCUCCGUGUUCAUGGACUUGCCAGACAGUGAGCUGCUUGGGAACGGAUUCCCAGGCACAAACUCUGGAAACACCAGUGACCUGUUCCUCAUGUCGCCUCGCACCCUCGACUCUCUCGACUCCCUGAUUCCCGGUGAAGCUGAAGCCACUCAAGGACAUUUGGAUUCGAUCACGGUGAACAUGGACGUUGCCUCUCCAAUGUGACCGCAAACGUCAGCCUCUUUAGUUUCUUUUAGUUUGUUUUUGUCGGCACGCUGAGCUGAGGAUUCAGCCCUGGUUUGUUUCUCCUCCACUCGCAGUUUACCUGUACAGUUUGUUUUCUGUUCCUCUGUAAAAUCGCCCCCACGUCA